ACACUGUUAGAGUUACAUUGCUCUCUUCAUAAAUCAUAACCUGGUCGCCCAAACCCUGAUUCCACCAAAACCGUAGCUCAUCUCCGAUCUAUUCACGAUGGGGGACGACGCGUUCAUGCGCAACCAAAACCCCGCUGUCCAGGCUCGGACCAAGGCCCAGAACCGCGCCAAUGUUCUCCAGCUCAAGCUGAUUGGGCAAAGUCAUCCAACUGGUUUAACGAACAACCUCUUGAAGCUCUUUGAGCCUCGACCUCCAUUGGAAUACAAACCACCUCCAGAGAAGAGAAAAUGCCCACCGUACACAGGAAUGGCUCAAUUUGUGAGUAAAUUCGCCGAGCCAGGGGAUCCUGAAUAUGCUCCACCAGUACCUGAAGUUGAAACCCCUGCUCAAAGAAGGGCUAGAAUUCACAAGAUACGUCUUGAGAAGGGUGCUGAGAAGGCUGCUGAGGAGUUUAAGACAUAUAAUGCAAACAAUGAUCCUAAUAUUUCAGGAGAUCCAUACAAGACAUUGUUUGUUGCUAGACUUAACUAUGAGACAACUGAAAGUAGAAUCAAAAGGGAGUUUGAAUCUUAUGGACCAAUAAAGCGGGUUCGACUGAUCACGGAUAGAGAGACCAAUAAGCCCAGAGGCUAUGCUUUCAUCGAGUUUGUUCAUACUCGAGAUAUGAAAGCUGCAUACAAGCAAGCUGAUGGGAGGAAAAUUGAUGGCAGGAGGGUGCUCGUGGAUGUGGAACGUGGUCGAACUGUCCCUAACUGGCGUCCGCGCAGACUAGGUGGGGGACUUGGAACGACCAGAGUUGGAGGUGAAGAAGUUAAUCAGAGAAAUUCUGGGAGGGAGCAACUUCAAUCUGGGGGUCCAUCUCAGACUGAGGAGCCUAAGAUACGAGAUGAUAGGGAUAGAGAGAAAUCACGUGAGAGGGGAAGGGAGCGAGACAGGGAACAUGAGAAGUCCCGUGAGCGCUCCAAUGACAGGCCAAGAGAUCGUGAUUAUAGAGAGGAUAGGCAUCACAAAGACAGAGACAAGGAGAGAGAACGGGGUCGUGAUCGUGAUCGGGUACGUGACCGUGACCGUGACCGUGAUCGAGAUAGAGACCGCGGUCGAGAGCGGGAUCGUGCUCGUGAUCGAGAUAGAGACCAUGGACGAGAGCGUGACCGUGAUCGUACUCGAGAUAGGGAGAGGGAUUAUGAAGCUGGUGAAAUGGACCGCGGUCUUUCUCGUGAUGGAGAGCCUGAACAUGAUCGUGUUGAGUCAAAACAUGAACGUGACCGGCAUGGUGAAAAAGAGUAUGAUCAUGCUGAGCCAGAGGAUGAUCAUGGGUGGUAUGAACAUGCUGACUAUGGGCACAGGAGGUCAGAUCUGGAACAGGACAAGCACUAUGAUCGCUAUGAGCAUCGAAGUCGGGGACAUUAUGACCGCAUGGAAGUUCAGAGUGAUGAUGAUCGUUAUGCCAACGAGGAUCAUAAUCGAUAUGAUCAAAUGGAGGAGGAUGAUUACCAUUAUGACCAUGCAGCACCUGAAUCACGUGUAAGGGAUAGGACUCGGGAAUUGGGACGUGAAAAUCAGCGCUCAGAGAGAUCACUUUCCAGAGAAUAUGAUCACUGAUGUUGCUUUUGAGCUUGCAACUGUGCUGGCUACGUUAUUGAAGAUACUUUAUAUUUAAUGGAUUUGAACUCGUGUUUUACAAGGUGUGCAGGGAGUGGGGUGUGGUCUCUGCCCAAGGUAUUAUUAGCUUUGGAUUUGCCUUCAUUCAUGGUUUGCUUUCUGGGUCAAACUUAUCUCGUUUGUUUGAAGUUUUUUCAAGACGUCUGUUUGAGAGUAUUCGCUCUCAAUUUGGUUAUUGUUUUUGAUCUUUAAUGAAUUGCAGUUUAUUAUAUAUAUAUGAUGUGGAAGACUAACUUGGCAA
Tripterygium wilfordii is the source of this 1904-nucleotide messenger RNA. Its product is annotated as U1 small nuclear ribonucleoprotein 70 kDa-like. The transcript has 10 exons. Gene Ontology annotation, cellular component: precatalytic spliceosome; U1 snRNP; U2-type prespliceosome. Gene Ontology annotation, molecular function: mRNA binding; U1 snRNA binding. Gene Ontology annotation, biological process: mRNA splicing, via spliceosome. The coding region runs from base 98 to 1603 and encodes 501 amino acids. Lineage: Eukaryota; Viridiplantae; Streptophyta; Magnoliopsida; Celastrales; Celastraceae. The record is from RefSeq and is a predicted model, not a curated record.